AUGAAUAGUAGUAAUAGUGACGAUGAUGGUAUUAAACAACAACAACAACAACAACAACAACAACAGAAACAGAAUAAUGAUAAAGAUUCAAUAAGACAAUCAUGUGUAAUAGUUAGAAUUAGAGGACCUUCAGAGACACAUAGACCAUAUAUUUCAACGUCUACUGCAUCAUCAUCAUCGUCCUCACCGUACCCAUCAUCAUAUCCACCAUCAUCGUCAUCAUCUUCAUCACAUCCUAUUACAACUCAAUCUAAUAGUCAUGCCAAUGGUUCAAAUGGACCAUCUGCAUUUUCCCAUUCAUUCUACUUUGUGUUAAACAAUCAGUUUGAAUGUUCGUUGGGAUUGGUUGUCCUAAAGGUCAACGAAUCGCUGCGGGCCAUCGACUCGGCCUACCGAAAUGUUUUGUUUGGCAACUCAUUGGCCAUGCACAGCGGGUCACCCGUGACCGUGGUUGCAUCACCGUUUGGGUACAUCUCUCCGACGAUAUUCCUGAAUUCACUCUCGACUGGCGUCAUUUGCAACUGCAUCCAAGAACGAACCUACUCCCAACCCUCACUCUAUCUCACCGACGCCAGGUGUUUGCCUGGCAGCGAGGGUGGUGGCGUCUUUGAUAACGAUGGACGUCUAGUUGGCGUUGUCGCCACCCCCAUCAAAUCCAAAGACGACAAAUCUCCCUUUAACCUCACUCCUCUUAUCCCCGUUCACACCUUUAUCAUGGCAUUGGAAAAACUAUCAAAAAAGGAAAACAUUAAUCUAUUUCCAGGGACAACAAAUAUAGGUAGUGGAGGGAUGGGUUCUCUUUCAUCUUCAUUUCCUUCACCUUGUCCUUCUAGUGAUGGAUUAUUGACAUCGCUAAAGAAUAAGAUUGUAUUGGUUAAAUUUAAGGAUACUUGGGGAUCGGGUGUAAUCAUAUCAGACGAUGGAUACGUGUUGACGAAUGCGCAUUUACUGACACCAACCAUCCCCGCAUUAAAGGCGUCUACGACGGCUGCAUCAAUUGCGUCGCUUCAGUCCCCGACAGUGUCUUUAUCAGAGAAUAGUUAUCCACCUUCACUAUUUGAAAACUAUCAAGUCGAUAUUCGAGUCAACUUUGCAUCGAUUGUUGGAAAAGAGGCGGUCGAGGGACACUCUUGGUACAGGGGUGCGAUUGAAUACAUUUCACAUACACAUCUAGACAUUGCAUUGCUACGUAUUAAAAGACACAUUGAAUCUGACCGAUUCCAUCAUGUCACUUGCAAUACAUUGGCCAAUCCCAAGCAUGGAACCAAAGUGUCUGUACUUGGAUUCCCACUUGUCCCACCAUCACAAAACCCAUCGAUUAGUGUCACCUCUGGUAUCAUAUCCAAUAUUGUUUGUAUAGAUGGUUGUGCAGUUAGUUAUCAAACAACUGCUCCUGUUCAUAGUGGUAAUAGUGGUGGAGGUUUAUUUGAUUUGAAUGGUAAUUUUUUAGGAGUUGUAACAUGUAAUGCAAAACAAAAGAAUGGAUCGAUUAUUACAGAUCUGAAUUUUUCAAUUCCUACAACCUCUCUUCAAUCAUUCAUCACUAAAUUCUCAUCACCAGCAAAAGCACACAACAUUGGAAGAAACCACAUUCCAUAA
This is a messenger RNA of Cavenderia fasciculata, 1599 nucleotides long. RefSeq lists its product as uncharacterized. Gene Ontology annotation, biological process: protein processing; regulation of fatty acid beta-oxidation. Lineage: Eukaryota; Evosea; Eumycetozoa; Acytosteliales; Cavenderiaceae. Bases 1 to 1599 code for a protein of 532 amino acids. The transcript is spliced from 4 exons. Gene Ontology annotation, molecular function: serine-type endopeptidase activity. Gene Ontology annotation, cellular component: peroxisome. The record is from RefSeq and is a predicted model, not a curated record.